UUUUUGUUUUGUUUUCUAUUUUAUUUUCUUUUGUACUCAAAGAUACAAAAAUAAAUUUUUAACUGAGAAGCUGGAUAAAAAAUAAAAACUAUUUGUUUAACUCAAUAUUGAGAAUUAAUAGAAAAAAAUAAAGAGUAACGGGAGGGAGAACUGCAUAUUUGUAUGUUAGCAAAUGGCAAAACAUUGUUGGUAUAAAUUUAGUUUAUUUUCGGUAGUUCUGUGUUUAAUAUUGUUUUAUACAAUGACGGAAUCAAAAACUGUUAACAGUUCCAGUGCUGUGAGUGCCAAUGAGGAAACCUUUAAGGAUCGAUCACGUUACGAUAAUUACCGUAUUUAUAAUGUAGAAUUGGCAACAGAACAACAUGUGGAUCUUUUUCAAAAACUAGAAGAACAAAGUGAUAGCAUGAUAUUUAUAGGUCAUGCUCGUGAAAUCGGUCAGAAAUUGUCGAUUUUAGUUGCUGCCCAUAAAAUUGCCGAUUUGGCAGAUUUACUUGAGUAUUAUCAGGUUAAACAUCGUAUACUGACCUAUAAUUUCCAAGAGAAAAUCGACAAAAACUAUGCUUCAGUUUUACCCAUUGGUACAGAUCUCUCGAAAUUUGAUUGGCAUCAUUAUUAUCAUCUGGAAACUAUUUACGAAUGGUUGCAAUCAUUAGUGGAAAAAUAUCCUGGAGUAGUUACUCUACUCGAUAUGGGUAAUAGUACACAAGGUUUUCCCAUUAAAGGUGUAAAAAUAUCACAUAAUCCUGCCAAUAAAGCCAUAUUUAUAGAAUCGGGCAUACAUGCUCGAGAAUGGAUUGCUCCUGCUACGGCCACAUUCUUAAUUAACUCACUACUAACAUCCCCUGAUGAGGAUAUUCAAAAUUUAGCCAAAAACUACAAUUGGAUUAUUUUCCCAAGUGUAAAUCCGGAUGGUUAUAAAUUCACCUUUGAGCAUGAUCGUAUGUGGCGUAAGAAUCGUCAAAUAUUUGGUAUAAAUCGUGGUGUCGACUUAAAUCGUAAUUAUCCUGAUCAUUGGAAUUCAACCGGCAGUAGUAGCGAUCCUAGUCGUUAUGAUUUUUCAGGACCCACCGCUGGUUCGGAGCUGGAAACCCAACGUUUAAUGAAAUUCAUAGAGGAUAAUGUGGAAAAAGAACAAAUUAAAACAUAUUUAUCUCUACAUUCAUAUUCGCAAAUGAUUAUGUUCCCUUAUGGUUAUACCAAAGAACAUGCUUAUAAUUAUGAGGAUUUACGAGAAUUGGGACAAUUGGCUGCGAAUGCCAUAAAGGCACUGACGGGAGUACAUUAUACUAGUGGUAGUAAAAUUGAAACUAUUUAUCCCUCAAGUGGCAGUAGUAUUGAUUGGGUUUAUGCUGUUCAUAAUAUACCCAUUGCUUAUACUUUUGAAUUGCGUGGUCCACCCGAUAGUCAAGAUAUGUUUAUUUUACCGCCCGAACAAAUUUUGCCUACUGCCCAAGAGGCUUUUGCUGCUAUAAGAGCUAUUGUUGAGGGAGCUGCUGCUAAAGGUUACUAUAAAUAAUUGUUGAUAACAAAAACAACUUUUCAGUUUAUUUGCAUUUUUUAUAAAUAUUCAAAUAUUUUCUUAUUUCAUAAUUUUGUAUGCUUAAUCUCAUUAUUGCUAUUACUUUGUUCAAUAAUAAAGAUAAAAUGUAUUUUUUAGGUUCCUUUUGAAUAGACAUUACAUUAUAACAAGC
Messenger RNA from Lucilia cuprina (Australian sheep blowfly), 1691 nucleotides. RefSeq names its product zinc carboxypeptidase-like. Lineage: Eukaryota; Metazoa; Arthropoda; Insecta; Diptera; Calliphoridae. The transcript has 2 exons. Gene Ontology annotation, molecular function: metallocarboxypeptidase activity; zinc ion binding. The record is from RefSeq and is a predicted model, not a curated record. Bases 173 to 1516 code for a protein of 447 amino acids. Gene Ontology annotation, biological process: proteolysis.